Molecule: messenger RNA, 1296 nt
Organism: Prunus mume (Japanese apricot)
Lineage: Eukaryota; Viridiplantae; Streptophyta; Magnoliopsida; Rosales; Rosaceae
Source: RefSeq, a predicted model, not a curated record
AUGGCCGAUUUCUGGUUGCUUCCAUUUAACACCACCACUCUCCACGCUACCAAACCAAACACGGCUUCUCUAGAUCCAGUUAUGUUCCUAAUGCUCCAAACACCCUAUUUUCCUCUUUUCACUUCUCUCUUCCUCUGUGUCCUGGUUCUGUUUUGGAAGAGAUUCAAAGCCAGAGGACUCAAAUCACCUCCUCCAGGGCCAUGGAAGCUGCCUGUUAUUGGAAGCUUGCAUCAUAUGGUUGGUCCGCUACCACAUCAUACAUUGAGAGACUUAGCCAAGAAACAUGGUCCCAUUAUGCACCUAAAGCUGGGCCAGUUGGAGGCUGUCAUAAUUUCCUCCUCCAAAGCAGCCCAAGAGGUGUUGAAGACACAUGAGCUUACAUUUUCUCAGAGGCCUCUGGUUUUGGCAGUACAAGUUAUGUCCUUUGGUCAAGCAAGUAUUGCCUUUGCUCCUUAUGCAGACUUCUGGAGAGAGCUGAGAAAGAUUUGUGUUUUUGAACUUCUCAGCGCAAAGCGUGUGCAGUCGUUCAGAUCAAUAAGAGAAGAAGAGGUAGGGAAUCUUGUUGAGUCCAUUUCCUCUGUAUCCCAGCAGGGAGUUGCUAUCAAUUUCAGUGAGAAAUGCUUCAACUGUUCUUUUUUUAAUUUUUUUUUGGCAAUGCAGGACAUCUUCUCUGCAGGGAGUGAGACAUUAGCUACUGCCAUAGAAUGGACAAUGUCAGAGUUGAUGAGAAACCCUAGAGUGAUGAAGAAGGCCCAAGCUGAAGUAAGACAAGUAGCCCUUGAAGGAAAGAAAAACAGAAUUGAAGAAGCAGAUGUUCAAAAAAUGGAUUAUUUGAAAUCAGUGGUGAAAGAAACUCUGAGGCUGCACCCUCCAACCCCAUUGCUCCCAAGAGAAGCAAGGGAAAGGUGCCAAAUCAGUGGAUAUGAAUUGCCACUUAAAUCAAAAGUGAUUGUCAACGAAUGGGCUUUAGGAAGAGAUGUGGAGAGUUGGGGGGUUGAUGCUGAGUGUUUUAAGCCAGAGAGGUUUCAUGGUUCUUCCGUUGACUUUAAAGGGCUUGACUUUGAGUUCAUUCCAUUUGGGGCUGGAAGAAGAAUAUGUCUGGGCAUAACAUUUGGGGUAACCAUGAUUGAACUUGCACUUUCUCAGUUGCUCUGCCACUUUGAUUGGAAAUUGGCCAAUGGGAUCAAACCAGAAGAAGUUGACAUGACUGAGACUUUUGGAGUGACGUGCAGGAGAAAGAGUGACUUGCACCUGAUCGCCACCCCUCGUUUUCGUUUACUCAACGAGUCAGAGUAA